CUAACUACGACUGAUUCUUUUUUCUCUCUCCCAAAACCCCUUUUUUUUUCAGUUCUUUCUCCCUAAGCAAGUAAAGCACUAUCCAUAGAACUAGAAUCUCCCAAACACAAGUUUCAGAAUCCAAUAACAGUUCCCAAAAGCAAAAACCCUAACUAACUACUCCAAGAAUCAAUCUCUUCUAAUUCCGUUUUAAUUCCAAUUUAUUAUUUAUUAAACUCUCUUUAAUGGACUUUAUUAUUUUUACGCUCGAAUUUAAAUUAACUCCAUUUUUCGCACAAACCUGAACUUUCUCUUUCUCCAUUCCUCCAAUCUUCCAUGGCGGAAACUGGUUUAUCGCUGAUGGAUCCCAACGCGAAGAAGAAGAAAAAAACCGUGCAGUUUUCUUCUUCUUCUUCUCCUUCUCCACUUGCAAUUUUUUCGAGAAAAAGUUUGUUUUAUGAUAGGCUUCCUUCACUGCCUUUGAGACUCUCUGUUCUCAAAUUAGACGGUUCUUCGUUCGAUAUUCAGGUUUCGAAGAAUGCGACUAUUGCGGAGCUUAAGGAUUCAGUGGAAGCUGUUUUUAGUUAUAUGCCUCAGAAUGGUCCGGGCAAAAUUUCAUGGCCACAUGUUUGGGGACAGUUUUGUUUAUGCUAUGAUGGACAUAAGCUAGUUAAGGAGGAGGAUUAUCUUAGAAACUAUGGUGUCAAGGAUGGUGACCAGCUCAAUUUCAUCCGCCACACAUCAAAUAAUUUCGGUGUUCAAAGAAAGCGAUCAAAGAAAAGAGUUUUCCAUUUGAAACAACACAGGAGGUCACAAGUGAAUUACUGCAAACAGAAAGAAAAUAGCGGCGACGAUGACGACGACGAUGACGAUAUUAGUUCAGAUGAGAAUGCAAAGGUCAAGGAUCACACUAAAGAAGUGCAUGUUGCAAAGAACAAGAUAACUGGCUUUAUGGGAUUUGUUAUCCACACCACUAGCAAUUGUGAGAAAAACAAAAACUCAAAACCAGAUCUUCCCAUCGACAAUUUCCAGGUGUUUGCUUGGCAGUUUCAGGAAGAUCAGAAGGAUUGUUUGUUUCGGAAAGAGACAGCAAUAUUCUAUUUGGAAACGGUACUAACAAUAUUUAGGUGCGGUAUAGAUCCAAUUGACAUCCUUGAUUUGGAUGCUACAAUUGAACCCAUAUCAGUUUGGUUGUUGUGUAUAGAAAUUCUGGUUCUAUUUGCCCGUAUUGGAAAAUUCUUGGAUAAAUUUUUUUAAUCGUUGGCUAACUCUCUUUGUUUCAAAAUACAUGAAUUUUCAAUGUAAUGAUGAUUAUUAUCUUUCAAUCGGAUAAUUUAAUUGUUACUAAUACACUACUUUUAACACUUUAGAUUAAUUUAAUACACAAAUGCUUUUCUCUUUUCAUUGUACAAAUUAUUAUUAUUUUUUUAAUUAUCAUUAAAGUUGGAGCUGUAACAUUAGGUGCAGGGCCACGAAUUUGAAUAUGCAACAUUUCAUUUGUUAUUUUUUUUUUGUAAUGUCCACUUGUUCAUCUUUAAAGAUGAACUUUAGCCAAUAGACUAUUUGAAUUUUUUUUUACUUUUUUUUUUGACCAAGAAUUUUUUUUUACUUAAUACACU
Vicia villosa (hairy vetch) is the source of this 1598-nucleotide messenger RNA. RefSeq lists its product as uncharacterized. Gene Ontology annotation, cellular component: U12-type spliceosomal complex. Gene Ontology annotation, biological process: mRNA splicing, via spliceosome. The record is from RefSeq and is a predicted model, not a curated record. NCBI's taxonomy places the organism in Eukaryota, Viridiplantae, Streptophyta, Magnoliopsida, Fabales, Fabaceae.